Messenger RNA from Diorhabda sublineata, 1991 nucleotides. Its product is annotated as protein Wnt-5b-like. The record is from RefSeq and is a predicted model, not a curated record. Lineage: Eukaryota; Metazoa; Arthropoda; Insecta; Coleoptera; Chrysomelidae. Gene Ontology annotation, cellular component: extracellular region. The transcript has 7 exons. Bases 52 to 1140 code for a protein of 362 amino acids. Gene Ontology annotation, molecular function: frizzled binding; cytokine activity. Gene Ontology annotation, biological process: cell fate commitment; multicellular organism development; canonical Wnt signaling pathway.
UCGCAAUUAAAAGGCAGUUCGAAAUUGGAAAUUCGGAAUCGCGCCCUAGCAAUGUCCACCCUGAUGUUUUCUUUAUUUAUUAUCAAUAUUAUUCUAACUAAUUCGAGUACUGCUGCUAAAAGACAGUCGACGAAUGGUACUUGGUUACGUAUGGGUAUGAUUUUCGACGACAUGAUGCAAAACGAUGAAGGUUUACCGUCUUGCCGAGCACUUCCCGGACUCAGUCCGGGUCAAAGGAGACUGUGCCAAUUGUAUAUAGAUCACAUGAAUGCCGUCGCUGUCGGAGCUAAACACACUUUGACGGAAUGCAAACACCAAUUCCACAAUAGGAGAUGGAACUGUACAAUUUCCGAUGACGUUACUGUAUUCGGACCGAUGAUAACCGUGGCUAGUAGAGAAACCGCUUUUGCGCAUGCUUUGGCAUCAGCUGGUGUAGUCCAUGCAGUAUCAAGAGCAUGUCGAGACGGUCAAUUGUCAUCUUGUGGUUGUUCUAGAAUGAACCGCCCCAAAGAUUUAAAAAAAGAUUGGGUAUGGGGUGGAUGCGGAGAUAACUUAGAAUACGGUUAUAAGUUCACGCAAAGUUUUGUGGACGUAAGGGAAAAGGAAAGGAAAUAUAAAAGAGGGACUAGAGAACAAGGAAGAAUCCUUAUGAAUUUACAUAAUAACGAGGCGGGACGCAGGGCAGUUAUAAAGAAAUCGAAAGUAACUUGUAAAUGUCACGGCGUAUCUGGCUCCUGUUCUCUAAUAACUUGUUGGCAACAACUAGCGACCUUCAGAGAAAUCGGUGAUUAUUUAAAAGAUAAAUAUGACGGAGCAACAGAAGUGAGAGUAAAUCGUAGAGGACGUCUUCAAUUGCGAGACCCUCAAGUUACCAUUCCUACGUCGUACGAUCUAGUGUAUUUAGAAGAUUCUCCCAAUUAUUGCAUCAAAGAUGAAGUUACUGGAUCUUUGGGUACUCAAGGUCGAGUUUGUAACAGGACAUCGCCUGAUAUAGACGGUUGUAACCUGAUGUGUUGUGGUCGUGGUUAUAAUACUAUCAAAAGUGUGAUUAAAGAAAGAUGUCAAUGUAAAUUCGAGUGGUGUUGUAAAGUGCAGUGUAGAACUUGUGUGCGAUCUACGGAAAUACAUACUUGCAAAUGAAAUUUGUUAAAUUUUAUGGAUAUUUGUUUCCUAUAUUAAUUAAUUCAACUGUGAGUAUACAUUUCAGUUUUUUUAUUCUCUUUCCCAUAUAUAAAUGAAAACAAAAUGGAAUAAUUAUCAGUGGCGUGCUAAAUAAUUUUGAGUUUAUUCGACCCUCAGUAAGGGUCGAAAUGUCAAACAUAAAUUAUUUAUACAAUUUAAUGUACGUUUUUUGUCGAGUGAGUUGUAUUUUUUUGUAAAUUUUUAAGUAAAACAUCGUUUAAAUUAUUGGAUUUUAGUGUUUUGGAGAAAUAAAAUCGAAUUAAGCUUGUAAUUUGGUUAUUAUUUUUCUAUUUUUGGUUAGAAAAAUUGAUAUUUCUAGUAUUUUUUUUCGUUUUGUGUAUUUUUUCGGCUAAAUUCAAAAUUUCAAUAAUUUUUUGACGUACUUGGAUGAAAUUUUAGAUUAGGUUCUGAGUGCUUGAUAAGUUUGGUAUUUUCAAUACUUUUCUUAUUUCAUUUAUUUUCUAACGCACUUUGACAAAAUGUUUAAAAACCAAAAUUUCGACACUUUCGUUUUUAUUUAUAACUAAAAAUGAAAAAAACUACUAAAAAUAUAUAUUUUUCGGUUUUUUACUACCAAAAAUCUUGUGGUCUCAUUUCCAAACAUCUACCCAUAAUUUAAUUCAUUUAAGAGUCACCCUCAUUUUUCUAUAGAAUGGCGGAUGUACAGGGGAUAUUUCAUUUAUUUGUAUAUCUAUCGUAAGAUGUAAUUUAAAUUAGAUUAAGAUAAAUUUGUACAACUAGUACUUAAGACUGUAUCAUUUUUUAUUUAUUUGUUGAAAUUCGUAAUAUACUUGUUUAUAUUUCAAACA